Planococcus citri (citrus mealybug) is the source of this 2996-nucleotide messenger RNA. RefSeq names its product zinc finger FYVE domain-containing protein 1-like. The transcript has 12 exons. Gene Ontology annotation, molecular function: 1-phosphatidylinositol binding; phosphatidylinositol-3,4-bisphosphate binding; phosphatidylinositol-3-phosphate binding. Gene Ontology annotation, cellular component: lipid droplet. Lineage: Eukaryota; Metazoa; Arthropoda; Insecta; Hemiptera; Pseudococcidae. Gene Ontology annotation, biological process: lipid droplet formation. The record is from RefSeq and is a predicted model, not a curated record. The coding region runs from base 321 to 2420 and encodes 699 amino acids.
ACAGUAAAUUGUUCAACUUCACACGCUAUCAGUUGCUCAUAUCCAAAAAAACAACUUCCAGUAUCUUUCUUCGCAGGUGUUUUUGUUUUGCUCGUGCUCGUGGAUGUAAUUAUCUGUUUCGAAUAUUAAAUAAAAACGCCACAUUUAUUCGCAUAAUGUUGGUAAUUUUCCCAUAUUGUUAAAGUUCGUUUCGUUUGGAUGAAACAGGAUGUUUCCAAAUAUUGGUCUGACGGUGUGCCUUUCUUGAUGCGUAAUUUCUACCCGUGGUUCAAAGAGAACAUGAGUUCGUAGUAACCAAGUAUUACCAUAACAUCUACAUCAUGGACAUAUACCCAGAAUAUUUCAAAUCGUCGAUGAAGACGAGUUUGUCGACGUCGCCUGCUAUCAUGGAAUCGAUCGACAGCCCUUCAUUGAUACUUACAGUAAAUCAACAAUCGACAUGUCACAAAGAUUCCAUCGCUUCACCUAAUAUCAAUUACGAAUGCUCCACGUUAAAUGUCAGCAACGUUAAUCAAUUAGAAAAAAAAGAUUCGGGACCCAAGUGUUUUUUAUUAAUAAACGAGAAAGAACAAUUAAAGGUCAACUCGCCAGAAGAUUUCAUAAAGAAAUUACGUUGCGACGAGAAUGCCAAGGUGAAGGUGGUGGCAAUAUGCGGAAACACUGGUGAUGGCAAAUCGUUCACAAUGAACGAGUGUUUUUUCAACGGUAAAGAAGUAUUUAGCACUUCUAGCGAACAGGAUUCGUGUACCAUUGGUAUUUGGACAGCUUAUGAUUCACAUUCGAAAGUUAUCUGUAUCGAUACCGAAGGCUUAUUGGGAUCGACUAAUAAUGAAAAUCAACGUACCAGACUAUUAUUAAAAGUGUUAGCUAUUUCCGAUAUAGUUAUAUACAGAACACGUUCGGAAAGAUUACAUCGUGACUUAUUUACAUUCCUUGGUACUGUUUCGAAAGCAUAUACCCAUCAUUUUAACGCCGCUUUACAGUCCGUCAGCCAAAAAACCGAAUACUCGGGUACUUUAUCUGCCCUAGGACCAGCUGUGAUCAUAUUUCACGAAACUAGACAUACUAAAGUUUUAAAACCAGGUAAAAAUGAAAGUCCCGAAGAUAUAAUUCGUUCUAAAUUCGCCCAAAUGAGACUUGACAUCGAAGCAUUCAGUUCGUUGAAGUAUGUUGGUGUGCAAACUCCUCUUCCACCGACUAGUUUCAAAGACUUACAGAAUGCUAUCAUUGCUGAACUAGACAACACUACGGUUCGAUCUUCGCGAAGUCCUCGAAUUGUAUUUUUAACUUUGAAAGCAUUGAAUGAUAAGUUUUCCGGUGACAUAGAGAGUACGACGCAAGAAAUCAUGUUUCCAGACCAAUAUUUUACAUGUCCGGUUCGUUGUUUAUCAUGCGAAACUCGAUGUAGUUGCAGUAUGGGACAUUUAAAUGAGAACUUGCCUCAUACUAGUGGCAGCAAGUGCAAGUACCAACAUCAAUAUAACAAUUGUAUGUAUAUUUGCAAACAAUGCCAUACAAACGGUAAAGAAGUUAUAGUAACUCCUAAAUACUCAUCAUCGAGCGAAUCAUCAUGGUUUGCCUUCGCUAAAUAUGCAUGGUCCGGAUAUGUAAUUGAAUGCCCUCAUCAUGGAGAAAUCUACCGUAGUCGUCAAUUCUGGUACGGUAACGCUGAUCCAGAAAUGAAAGCAGUUCGAUCAGAAAUCCAGCACGUUUGGCCUGAUGGUAAAACUGGAAACCACACUUUGCAAAAUCCGGCUCAAAGGGUCAUAGAUGGUGUCUCGUAUUUAUCCGAAGCUGUGUAUAAUGCUAGCGCCGAACCAUCCAGAUACGUAACAUCUUGGGUAGCAGAUCAAAUUGCUCCCAAAUAUUGGGAACUUAACGCUGAAAUUAAGUCGUGUAACGUAUGCAAAAAGGAUUUCACUGUCGAGUUGACGAAACAUCAUUGUCGAGCAUGCGGCAAAGGAGUUUGCAAAAAUUGUUCUGUGAAUAAUCGACCAGUGCCAGAAAGAGGAUGGACAUAUCCAGUUCGUGUUUGUGAUAAUUGCAUCUGUGAUACAGUUUCAGUGGAUCGUAUUAGCAUAUCAAGCGAUAUAAGCUCCGAUGAUACAGAAGUUAGAGUUCGAAAAGUUGGCGAAGCUGUUGUAAACACUAUUUCGUCGGUUGCUUCGGUUUUAGAAUACCCUAAAAGCUUAAUAAAAGAUACCGCUCGACCACCGUACUGGGUACCGGAUAGUAAAAUUAGUUCUUGUUGCGUUUGUGGCGUUAAAUUCAAAAAUUUCGAUACAAACGUUAUUAGAAAAAUACACCAUUGUCGGGAUUGCGGCGAAGGUGUUUGUUCUUCUUGCUCAACGAACAGACGAACGGUAGCUCAUCGUGGAUGGGAGAACCCCGUCAGAGUUUGUGAUAAUUGCGUAAAAUAGUAAACGUUUGAUACGUAUCAAACGAUGAUGUACUAUUUACCACAUUUUUUGUAUAAUUUUUUAACGUGUAAUGCUUUCAACGUUACCGUUUCAAUGGUAUUAUGACGCUUCUCGCUUAUAAUGUAUUCCAUUUUUAUUAUACCUACUUUGGGCUAUAUUGUACAUACUUAUAUAUUUUCAUAAUGUGUAAUUAUCAGCGUACAAAUACACCGACGACGAAGCCUUCCGAUCGAUUUUCUUUUAAAUAGUGCCUAUUUUUCAAGCUUUAAUUACAGUGUUGUUUGUCAUCGAUGACGAACAGUUACCAAAGAUGAAAUUUCUUAAGAUAUUUUAGUAGUUCAUAGUUGAUCAAACUGUUUACGACUGCCCUGGAGAGUGGUCAUAUUUUCAAUAUGCAUUGUUUAAAACUGGACAAUUUUUUCGUUUAAAUGUAGUUUUAUUAUUUUAUACUUUAUAUUGUAAACUCGUAUAUGAUUUGUGUUGUAUUAUCGUUUGUUGUAAUGUAUCGUGCAUACGUGUCAGCGGAUUGUCUGAUGCACAGUAACGUGCAUACAGUAAUAUACUGUGAGAAUUGAA